AUGGCAGAAAAUGAAGAAUUAAAUGUUUCAGUUAUGCAACUCCAACCAUCAAUAUUUGAGGCAUGGGCAAAAAAACAAGGAGGUUCUGUAAAAAAUUGGAAAAAGAGAUGGUUUGUAUUAAAACCAACAAGACUUUGGUAUUUUAAAGCUAAAAAUUCAACAAGUGCACAAGGAUAUAUUGAACUAACACCUCAAACUACAAUUCAAGAAGAAACUGGAAUGAAUGUACCUGGUAAAAAAUUUUUCUUUAGUAUAGAUUCUAGAAAUCAAAAAGGAACAAGAAAAUUUAUAUUUUGUGUUGAUAAUGAAGUGUAUUUAAGAGAAUUUUUAAAAAGAAUUUUCGAUGCUAUUCAUGCCCAACAACAACUUAAUCUUCCUAAAACUACUUCUGUUGUUCAAAAAGUGGAAGAAAUUCAAUUGGCUCCAAUUAAUGUUGGUGGUUCUCAACCAAGUUCUUUAAGUCCUACACAAAACUUAAAUAAUUCUAUUCAGUCUAAUACUUCUAUUCAACAAUCAAAUCUUCAACAAAAUAAUCAAAUAAUUUCUUCUUCACAAGAAAAAUCUACUCAGUCUCCUCUCUUGGAUAAACCUCAAACUCAAGCACCAAAACCACAGAAAAAAGCUGGUUGGGUUGUUACUCGACCAACUAUUUCACAUGGAAGUAUUACACAAACACAAUCAAGUUGUGACAACACUUCUUUACAAAAUGGGAAUGAAGAAAAUAAAAUGCAAGUCCAACAAGAAUUGGAGGAUAUUCGUCGUGUAGAAGAAGAGAAAAGAAUGGAAAAAUUUAGACAACAACAAGAAGAAUAUAUGAGAAUUCAACAAGAAGAAGAAAAGAAACGUAUUGAAGAAGAAAUUCAAAGACAAAUGGAAGAACAACAAAAAGAAGAAGAACAAAAAAUUCGAGAUCAACAAGAAAUGAUAAGACAACAAGAAGAAUUACUUAAACAACAAGAACUUCAACAACAAUUAGAAGAAGAAGAAAGAAAGAAAAAAGAAUUAGAAGAACAAGAAAAGAUGAAACAAAUGAAUGUUAUUAUAGAUGAAAAUAAUAAAAAAGAAAAUAGUUCAAGUUCAACAUCUGAUUAUGAUGAUGGAGAAGAUAUAACAUUACAAAAUGUUAUUUCAUUUGUUCAAGCAUUUGAAUGGAUUGGAGAAAAUGCACAAGAAUUUGUUCAAUUAUUCUAUGAUAAUAUUCCUAGAAGAUCUCCUACUCAUCUUUCAGCAUCAGUUAAUCCAACUGGAACAGAAAUAUUUUUAAGAUGUACAUCACCAUUAUCAGAAUUAAGAACUGUCAUAGAAUUUUUUAAUCAAGUUGGAUCACCAGAAGAACAAAUAGAAAAAAUGAAAACAGAAGCAGGAAGAAAUGGAGUUUUAGCAAUUGAAAGUUGGAUAUCUUUAAGUGAUAAAGGAGGAUGUGAUGCUGGAUGGAAUAUUAUUGCAGAACAAGAUAGUUUAGAUGUAAUUCAAGAUAUUUCUGAUCCAUCAGAAAUAGAUAGUGUUGGUAUUAUUAAAUUAUGGUGUGAAACUAAUCAUGUUGAUUAUGUACAUCGAUUUGGUAGAGAUAUGGGGGAUCAACCACCAUAUAAUACAGAAUUUUGGAUGGAUAUUCCAUCUAAUGAAAUAGAAAUGAUUCAAAAUGCAGCUACAGCAUUUAUGUUCCCAGAAAUACCAAAAGAAGUAUUAGACUCAUGUUUAGGAUCACGUGUAAUGGUAAAAGUAGUAACAAGUGAAGAUGGCUUUGUAAAAUUCUCAGUUAUCAUUGAGAAAAUACAAGAACAAAAUAUAAAGAAUUGUAUUGAAUUAUUAAAAGAAGAUCCAACAGAUGUAUUAAAUUUACAACAAUUAUUAAACAUUAAAAUAGAAGGAUUUGAAUAUACAUUCUUAAAUGAAGGAUUUGGAUACGAUGUUUAUAAUGAAGGAGCUAAAACAUCUGUUGUAUUCAGAAUGGGUAGUUUCUAA
Molecule: messenger RNA, 1965 nt
Organism: Entamoeba nuttalli P19
Lineage: Eukaryota; Evosea; Mastigamoebida; Endamoebidae
Exons: 1
Coding region: 1-1965 (654 amino acids)
Biological process (GO): actin cytoskeleton organization
Cellular component (GO): plasma membrane
Source: RefSeq, a predicted model, not a curated record